Molecule: messenger RNA, 6154 nt
Organism: Caretta caretta (loggerhead turtle)
Lineage: Eukaryota; Metazoa; Chordata; Testudines; Cheloniidae
Gene: FRMD1
Product: FERM domain containing 1
Biological process (GO): positive regulation of hippo signaling
Cellular component (GO): cytoskeleton; cytoplasmic side of apical plasma membrane
Source: RefSeq, a predicted model, not a curated record
UGAGAAGGCAACAAAGCGGCUCCCGCGGCGUGUUUACAGCCGCCAGCCGGGUCCGAGGGGGUAGCGCCUGGGGCUGCCUGGCCCCUCACUGUGCAGCCUGGGCAAGCAGCCGCAGCCGCCCGUGCCCCCGUCCUGGCUCCGCUGGGGCGUGUCUGUGGGAAGCCAGUGAAUGUAUCCGCGUUUCAAUCCCUCUCCCUGCUCUCGGGGGUGGUGAAGGGUACCUGGCCGCAGGGUGUGAGCGGGGAGUUGCGCUGAGGCAGAGCCGUGGGUGCUGCGUCCGAGAGAAGGCGCUCAGGUUCCUCCUGCGCGUGGCAAAAUCCAACCCCUCUCGCCCUCCUAAAAAGAGGGAGGGGUAUCGGCUGGCGGCUGGCUCCUGCGGUGUGAGGAAUGAAGGGAGCCUGGUUUCAGUCCUGAGAAGAGUGCCCGUAUAGCCAGCUGGAACGGGUCUGGGAAGCUUGCCACAGGCUCGGCAAUGAGCAGACCGCUAUUGCAAAGCAGGAUGCAGCAGGAAUAUCGGAAUGUUUCCGUCCUUCUGCCCAACAGAGAGCAGCUCAGUGUGACCAUCGGGGUAAAAGCCACCGGACAGGAGCUCUUCCAGCAAGUUUGUGACUUAGUGAAGAUUAAAGACCCUCACUUCUUUGGCCUCAGUAUUGUUAAAAACAAUGAAUAUGUAUUUAUGGACCUGGAGCAGAAGCUUAGCAAAUACUUCUCAAAGGAAUGGAAGAAAGAGACUAGCAAAGGGACAGAGAAGUUUACCCCUCCUUUUGUUGCCUUCUUCAGAGUGCAGUACUACGUAGAAAAUGGAAGAGUCAUAAGUGACCAGGCAGCCCGGCACCUGUACUACUGCCAUCUCAAGGAGCAGUUGUUGAGGUCUCGGUGCCUCCACAAAGAAGAAAUCUACUUCCUGCUGGCUGCGUACGGUUUACAGGCGGACUUCGGCAGCUAUAUGGAGAAUGUCCAUGUUGGGAAAUAUUUUGAACCUCAAGCCUAUUUCCCACAGUGGAUAAUUGCAAAGAGGGGGAGUGACUAUAUCUUGAAGCAUGCUCCAGAGAUGCACCAAGAACAGCAUGGUCUGACUGCUAAAGAUGCAAUCCUGAAGUUCAUUAAGGAGUCCUGUUUACUGGAAGAUGUGCCUGUCCAUUAUUACAGAUUACAGAAGGAUAAGAAGGAAGAUCGCCCGACAGUUGUCCUGGGCCUCACCCUUAAAGGAAUUCACAUCUAUCAGGAGAUGAACCAUGUCAGCCAGCUGCUCUACGACUUCCCCUGGUCACAUAUUGGGAAACUUGCGUUUCUGGGGAAAAAAUUUGAGAUCCAGCCGGAUGGUUUGCCCUCUGCCCGGAAGCUGGUGUACUAUACAGGUUGCCCUUUCCGGUCACGGCACUUGCUGCAGCUCCUGAGCAACAGCCACCGACUCUUUCUGAACAUCCAGCCGGUGCUGAAGCAGAUCCGAAAGCUGGAGGAGGCUGAAGAGAAGAAGCGUUAUCGGGAAUCCUACAUCAGUGACACUCUGGAGAUGGACCUUGACCCCUCGGAUAAACACUCCCACAGCAGUGGAAGCAGUGGGGGCAGCCGGAGGAACAAUAGACUAUCUCGUCAAUCAACUGGGAGCCACGGCAGCUCGCACACGUCUGGCAUCGAGGCUGAUUCGAGGCACAGGAUGUCAGUGGAAAUGUCAGUGGAUGAGCCCUUUGGUAUCGAACGGGUUCAUCGGAAGGAGAAAUCAUGCAGCUCGACUGUUAGCUAUGGCAGCUCUGGCAUUGGCAGUGGUAGCAAAGGGAGAGCUGAAGAUGACUCUCAGGAUGACGAGGUUGAGCUGGCAGUGGAUGAGCCAGAGGAGGUGCCUGUGGAUGAACCUGUAGAGAGAAACCAGUUGGAGGAGGCAGCUAAAGGAGAGUCUGUCAGUUCUCUUGCUUUAGAUGCACUUUGCUGUCAAGCCCUUAAGCAGAAGCCUCUCCCUGUGGUACAAGUCACACUGCUAAAAAUGAGAGGCCAAAGUGCGGAAUCCCUUCAUCAGGUGAGACAGCCUAAAGACAGGAGCUGCUCAGACCAGCACAGCCAGAGUUUGGAUGACAUCCGUCUUUACAAGCAUCGGCAUCCACCACUAAGCUCCACGUUAUCUUCGGACACCUCCCACAGCUACACGUUUGGUUGUGCACUGGAGGAUAAGCUGGCCAACUACGGCUGCGUUUAUUCAACAGCAGACUGCAAAACCAAGUCCGCCCUCUAUGGAAAGAGAUCCAUGAACUGCCUGUCUCUGGAUCUCUUGGGAGAAGACCAGCUGCCGGAGGAGUUUGUAGUGUAGCCAGGUCGGCAAGGUCCUAACCAAGGAGACGGCUCAUUAGGGAAAUAAAAGCUACUAUAUAUACCUCAUCAAUGCACGAUACAUUGCUUUUGUUCUCGCAGGUGAUUGGUAAAUGACUUUUGUACCCUAUUAAGGGAUAUAUAAGUAGUGCCACAACCCAACAAACCUGACAAAAGUGCAAGUUUAUUACAGGGGAGCACUUUAAUUAAAAAGAAAAAUACUGGCAUUGGAAUAUCUGUCCUCUACCCAGCGCACUGUUAAAAUGGACUGCCCCAAUAGAGCUGACAACUUUUUUGUUUAAAAUACCAGUGGACAGUUGGCCCAAAACGUCUAAUAAGCUAAUAGCACAGAGAGCACAUUGAAUUGACUUCCCUGAAAAGAACUACGGAUUCCACAUAGUUUGUUUUUUUUUAAGCCACCUACUUCCUGACCUUUUGUGCCCAUAAUGUUGCACUAAUCAAGUGUGUUGGUCCCCUUAAAUUCACUGUACUGAGGAACCGCUGUCAACUGUCUGUUUUCUCCUAGAACAUAUCUCAGCCCAUCAACAACUGGUAUGGACCUUCUGUAGCUCUGUAAUAUCUAGAACCCUGUCCUGCUCCCUUUGAAAUCAGUGGAAGCUUCACUGUUGACUUCACUAGGAGCAGGAUCUGCCCUAUUGUGGGUUUGUUUCUAGAUUCCCUCCCCAACCAAGCCAAAAACAUACCAGCAAUUGUACCACUGUUUUUUUUUUAAACUGCAUUUUAGAGCAGCGAAGCGGGAACCACUGGCCACUAACUAUUGCUACAAACCUCCACUAUUGAUCCCUAGAUACAGUCUUCCUCCUUGUUAUUGUUGGAAAACAACAGGAUGACUCCGCUGCUUCCGGCAGUUUGGAUUUUGAGGAAGUCAUGACGAAAGUGCUAAUUGAUUGGCUUUUCAGGAAAGAAGUGUGGCUGGAGAAGUUGUCCAGGUAUGAUCGCAUCUACUUGAAUCAGGGCACUUUUAAAAAAACUCAAUUCCGUAUAAAUUCACCCUCUGAGUUUUGGAGGCCGAACAUGGAGAAAUAGAUUUCAGAGGAUGGCUAAAGUAGUUAAUAGUGAUUAUGCCCACUUUUGAUUUUGAUUGGGGCAUUCAACUGGUGAAGGGUGACUGUAAGGCACCUGAUGAUAGAUGUUUGUGGUGGUUUCUGUGUCCAGAGGUUAUGGUUUGGGGUUUUUUGAGUGCUAUGGAGCUGUACCAGUGUUGUGUGAAAGGAUACAUGCACUGGUACUAUAUGAUAAAAAGGGCUCAUAUUAGGUCUGGAGAUGAAAUGCUUUCUGCCUUCAUUCACAAAAGUGAUGCUAUGUUAUUUUGCCCCCUUUUUUUCCCACCUGCAGUACUUAGGGGAAAAGGGAGUGACACAACCACCUAUAACCCCAUGGCCAGGCUGCAUCCUGGCGAAAUGGAGAAGAAUGAUGUAACGAAUCAAUGUUCCAUACAUCCCCUCAGCAAAGAAUAAUUAUUUUAGAAAAUAAAGCAAAAUGUCAUCUUGUUGACUUAAAAAAUUUGAGUACAGUAUCGAUCUUGCUGCACUAAAGAGUUGAAAAUAGUUGAAUCCAUGUAAGCUGCAGUCAGACAACAGUUAAAAUUCACUGCAGUUUUGAAAGUCCGUUUGCUGGGCCUUUUAAGAGGAAGAUACUCACUGUGAUCCCAGCACAAAUGGAAAACUGCAUUAUAUUACCAUCUUAGGCAGCAGUCAGUUGGAUAGUUGCAUUGCAAGUGAACUAUUAAAAUAACCAAGCCAGAAACUCCCUGAUCUCAGUUAUGGUACAAGAUUUUCAUGCAGAUAGGUAUAUCUCACAACAGCAGAUGCAUCAAACAUUGCUCUGUUGAAAAUGCCAGUUGUCCUAUUGCUUUAGAUGACAUUUAACUUACUAUACAUGAGGCAAGGGUUCUUGGUGUUGUCUUCAUUUUUCAGUCAUCCUUUGUUAUCUUGAGAAGGAAGUGAUCUUAAACUUAAGAUGCACAAAACCAGCCAUGUAGCAUGCUCUCAAUAUGUCAUUCUCUCUGACUCAACAUAUUUUGCUGUAUUUAUGGUCAGAAAAUGUUUAGAAGGUAUUUGAGCUGAUGGCUGCUUGAGUGCAUGAGUAAAAGUUUAUUGUACUUGCUGUGUGUAUGAGAAUCUUCACGGUUGACUGGUAACUCUGGAACUCCAUAUCUUGGGUCAGUCCGUGAUGGAGCAAAACUCCCUGUGAAGUCAUUGGGAGUCUUGUUGAAUUCGAUUUCCCCAUUCUCAGCACUGUGUCCGUGGGCCAGAUCCUGCAUCCACUAAUGUAAUGUCAUUGAAUACAUUCUCUUAGUCGAAUAGAUGCAAUACUGACCCCAAUAUGUAUUUUUUGAUAGGCUAAGACACACUAUCGGUCACCUGUAAUCAUGUUUUAUUCCACUGGUAUUGCUAUUAUUACUUCACAAUGCUUGAGAAUGAUUUGUAUGAUGCUGAAUUCAUCAGUUUACUUUGACUAUCCCAGCAAAGCGCAAAACCCUUCUAUAUCAUACUUCAUUAUUUUUACUUUGAGUCUAGACAGUGAUAGAGCUUUUAACUCUUAUUUAUCAGCCAAAUUCAGCGUCAGUCUGUUAGAGACCAAAAGUUGCAACCGUUAGAGGCCUAUUGAACAGCAUGUAAAAUGAGUUGGGGAAAGUGGGUUCAGUCCAGGAUCAUGCAGACAAGUGACCUCAUUCCAUGGAGACUGAACUUACCUUUUCAUUCGUCAAUCUGGAGAGACCACCUCAGAGUUGAGAAAUGCUGGUGGGGGUCUGGGGCUGCUUUUGCUGGCCAUGCUGUGGGUCUGUUCUAUCUACAGAGAGGACUUCAGCCUACAGUGCUGUCACUCUAAUGCUAAAUUCACUCACCCGUUCUAAUGCAAUUCCUCAAGGAAUCCUUCUAUUGUUAAGACUCUCACUUUCAAUUAUUUUCAAUUCUGGGGAGGUAGAGGGUAUAAAUCCAGCAAGGUAUUUUUCUCUGGAAGUUCUCUGUGGGGGAAAAAUUGUAUGUGCUGCACGCUCGCUCACUCUUUUUUCCAUAAUAAAUUACCUUUAAUUUUUGAAUAUUUGCUAUAUUCUAAUCUAGUGGACUGUCUGAAGUGUUAGGCACUUUUUUUAAAGUGCCAGUCUGAUCACUGUCACCAAACAGUGAAAUUACAUUUUUAUCCCUGAUUUUUGUGCACGUUAGAAACAAACAAAAAGACCCACAAUUCCAGCAAGAUUGUGUGAAAACACUCUCUAAAAUAGUGGCAGCAAUAAUUUAAAAAUUGGAAAGUGCUAAGUUUGUGUGUGUCUGAUUUACAAAUGAGGUGGAACACCAAUGUCUAAAAGUUAAAGUAGUUCUUCCAUGUGUAUCCAUUGAAUACAAUUGCUGGUUGUGUGUAAAUAUAUGUAUAUAUUUAUUUAUUUGGUGUGGAGAGAAAACUCUCCAAACUUUGGGCAGUCUUAUCCUGUUGGUACUUGCGGCUCAUAUUGAUACUAAUGUAUGCGUAUGAAAGGCAGAAUGAGAGUGACUCACUCUAUAUCUUACAAACACUGUGAAUACAUAUUAUGCAAUCUCUUCUGUAUUCAUGUGACACUACUGUUUUGACUAGUAAUGUACUUUGUUGUCUUUAAAUCCAGAAGUUCUACUUUAUUAUUUGUUUUUGGAUUAGUUGUGGUAGGGGGUAAAAAUAAGCAUUUUAUCUAUGAUGUUAUGAAACCAGCUGCCGAUGUUUGUACAGCUGUAAUAUACUCAUGGUAUAAGUCACUCUAUAUUUUAUGGCACAAGUUUCUCCUUUCCAUGAAAGGAAUCUUUGUUUUUAAAAAUUUAAAUAUAUAUAAAAAAAUAUAUGUACACUUGUAAUAAAGGAU